Molecule: messenger RNA, 270 nt
Organism: Saccharomyces paradoxus
Lineage: Eukaryota; Fungi; Ascomycota; Saccharomycetes; Saccharomycetales; Saccharomycetaceae
Gene: LSM3
Product: U4/U6-U5 snRNP complex subunit LSM3
Exons: 1
Coding region: 1-270 (89 amino acids)
Biological process (GO): P-body assembly; mRNA splicing, via spliceosome
Cellular component (GO): U6 snRNP; P-body; U4/U6 x U5 tri-snRNP complex
Molecular function (GO): RNA binding
Source: RefSeq, a predicted model, not a curated record
AUGGAUACGCCUUUGGAUUUACUGAAACUGAACCUCGACGAGAGGGUGUAUAUCAAGCUACGCGGGGCCAGGACCCUGGUGGGAACGCUACAAGCGUUCGACUCGCACUGCAAUAUCGUGCUGAGUGAUGCAGUAGAAACCAUAUACCAAUUGAACAACGAAGAGUUGAGUGAGUCCGAAAGACGAUGCGAGAUGGUAUUCAUCAGAGGAGACACAGUGACUCUGAUCAGCACGCCCAACGAGGAUGACGAUGGUGCGGUGGAGAUAUAA